CAAGAUGUCACAAGCAAACAUUUUGAGGUUCUGCGAUAGGUGUCGCCAAUAGUUUGUGAUUUUUUUUUUUUUAAUGAAUUUUCUGCAUUUUCCAAUUUGCUUCGCAACAAAAUAUAGAGUCCCUAGGACGGUUAAUCAAAUCAAUUAAAUAGCAAUUUAUCCAGGAUUAUCAAAAAAUAUAUGCUGGUUUGAAGCACUCGUCUGGUAGGCAUAGAAGCUGUGCAGUGUUUUGAGCAUUUUGGUUUGUUUUAGAAAUGCUUAAAUAUUGUUCGCAAAAGUGGCGUUUGUAAGCGAUAACUUAAGUUUUGAACGUUAUUUUCUUCAGAAAAUGCAGCAAGUGGACACAGAUCCACCAUCCCUACCGGUUGGUACGGAGGUAAGUGCAAAAUACAAAGGAGCCUUUUGUGAAGCAAAAGUAAGCAAAGUAGUACGAAAUAUAAAAGUGAAAGUUGCCUAUAAGCAAGGGCUUGGGUCGGGUAUAGUAUCGGAUGACUUAAUAAAAGUUGCUCCGGGGCAACUUCGUGUUGGAGCUACCGUUGAAGUCCGUCAUCCGGAGCGUAAGGACCUAGUAGAGGGGACAGUAACUAAAAUACAAGAUUGCUCGCAAUAUACCGUGGUUUUUGACGACGGAGACAUAACUACGUUACGCCGUACUGCUUUAUGUCUCAAAAGUGGCCGUCACUUUAACGAAAGCGAAACUUUAGACCAACUGCCACUAACUCACCCUGAACACUUUGGAAAUCCAGUGGUAGGAGGACGACGUGGCCGAAGGAGGGGUCAGCUAAAUGACGACAGCUCUGACGAUGAGGAUGAGAGCGAUACAAAAGAAGUUGUUAAUGAAAAAGAAGAACACAUUGGAAAGGUUGUUUGCGUGGAAAUGGAGACGAAGAAAAAGGAUAAAGAAAAAUGGUUUCCUGGCCUAAUAUUAGCACCUAUGGCACAAGCAAAUGUCAGAAUACGCGUAAAAGACGAAUAUUUAGUAAGAUCAUUUAAAGAUGGCCGAUAUUAUACAGUUCCAAAAAAGGAAGCAACUGAUUUUACGCGUGAGGUCGCAGCAAAACAAGAUGGUCAGGCUGUACAAGCAGCUCUUGAAUAUUUAGAUAGCGGAGCUCUACCACCGCAUUGGGAUCGUGAAUCUUUGUUUGGCCUUAAUAAUUCUUCCAGUGAGGGCGAAGGUGAACUAGAAUCUGACUCGUCCGAUGAUGAACCUCGUGAGGAAAAAGAUCGGUUUGUAGCCCAAUUGUAUAAAUAUAUGGAUGAUCGAGGAACCCCUUUAAAUAAGGUGCCCUCAAUUCAAAAUCGUGACGUUGAUUUAUAUCGACUAUUUCGAGCGGUACAAAAAUGUGGUGGGUACAAUCGUGUGACUGCAAAGAAUCAAUGGAAAUCAAUAGCCAUUCGCCUGGGCUUCACACCUGUAACAGUAAGUGUCACAAAUUUAGUGAAACAAGCGUUUAAAAAAUUUCUUCAACCCUACGGCGAAUUUCAUCGCAAACUCGGGUGCUCUAUGUUAAUGACACCGCGGAACUCGAGCCGCAGUAAAGGCCGUAGUUUAGUGCGUGCAAAUUCUGUGGCUUCACCAAAGCCAGUGGAAGUCAUUAAUAAAGAUUCCUCGAACAAAUCUGCAAACCCUAUUACGUCUACGCCAUCUUCAUCAGCCUCUUCGGUUUCCAGCGGUCAAAACCUGACUUCUCCGUCUGUUGCGCCAAUAACACCAGCCGUGUUAGUCGGUGCAGCAACGCCGUCGAACACGGAAGAGUCGGAAAAUACAAGCGAAUCGAGUUUAGAUAACCCAAAAAACAAACGAAAAAUUUUGAUUGGUAAAGUAAAAGGCCUUGUUGAAAAAUAUGAAGAAAAAGCUAAAGAUGAUGGUGAUGUGCCUCUGUCUAAAAUCAAGGCGGCCGCGGAAUCUUCACGAUUUGAUGAUAAAGAGACAUCUCAGAAGGAUAGUUCUCCUAUUAGUUUGCAUUUAAGGGAAUCCUCACCGCCAGGCACAAGUGCAGCGAAUAAAAAGGACAAAAGCCAAAAGAAGCAAACUCCUCAAAGUGAUGAUAAGCGGAAUAAACGAAAAAAAGAUGAUACUAUUGAAAAAAUUGAUGCUGGUGAUUUUAUUGUUGAAGUGGGCGAUAAGCUGAAAGUUUACUAUCACGAAAAGAAGGUUACUUAUGAAGCGAAAGUUAUCGAAAUCACUUUGCAACGUGGUCCGCCGAUGUAUUUGGUACAUUAUACCGGUUGGAACAACCGCUAUGAUGAGUGGGUGCCACGUGAACGCAUUGCUGAAAACAUAACGAAAGGAUCAAAACAAAAGGGUCGUACUAUGAAUUCAAGUUUGUCCGAGAAACAAAAAGAGAAUCCUUCAAAACCUCCAACUGCUGCGUCGUUGAAUUCCUCGGGAUCUCCAAAUUCCAACGUUAAUGUUUUAAGCAACACAGCUAGCUCCACAAAACUGCCGGUUUCGGCGAAACGUGGCCGUGGUCGGAGUGAUUCCCUACCCCCGCGUUCCACUACGCCCUCUUCGGUAGCAUCUAACUCAAGUCGCACAAAAUCUCCCGCGACAGCUGGUCUGAAAAAAAGACCAAUUCGCACGACAACAAAUACUGCUCGACGAACCUCGGCCAACAUUUCUGAUGUGUCUUUGCAAAGUGAAUCUGAAACAGACUCCGAUGAACCAGUCCGACGACCGACGCGUGCUACCAAAGAAAUUGAGUAUAAGUCAGGAAAUGUAAGUGUUAAAGGAACAAUAAAAAACAAAUUAUCUGUAUCAGCUGGAAAUAGCCAGUCGGAUACAGAUGAUGACCGCGAUGAAGGUGAGUCAUCAACCAUUUUAGGAGCAAAUAAUAGCUCUUCCCACACCUUAAACUCUAAAGGCCGCAGCUAUGAUCUUGGUCAAAUACGUUCAGAAUUAAGAGGAUUCCAGGGAUUGAAGUCACCCUCUUCAUCAAUGGCAGGAGAUGAUGAAAUUUUAUCAGAUGUUAAAGCCGAAGAAUCUUUGAAUAAAGAUGAUAACAAUUUCGAUACUAAACAUGUUGUGACUACUGAUAAUAACCCGUUAAGUGAAUCAAAUGCUAUGGUCGUAUCCGUGAAAUGUGACCAGAAACAAGAUUUAAAAGAAGAAGUUUUAAAAUCUUCCACGGACAUUUCUUCUGAGACCGAAUCUUUCUGUGACGACGAUUCACAGUCAUCGGGAAAAACUACGACCCUUGAAAACAUGACGAAAAAGUUUCAACAGAAAAUAAAAGCAGGUAAACAACAAGCCUUAGAAAAACUUCCUUGUGGAAAAUCUACGGUGGAGAGAGUACCAAAAGUUGUAGAGAAAAUAAUACAGGAUUCCCUGGCAGAAAAGCUUCAAGAAAGCCUCAAAACAAAGCCGGAUAUUAAACAAGAAGAAAUCUUAGAAAGAAGUACUAGUGACACUGUUACAUGUAAAUCGGAAACUGAUAAAAAAGAAGAGUGUAAAGUUAGCACUAUACAUACCACCGAGCUAUUGCAGAAGGCAACUGCCAAUAAUCCGCCUCGAUUCGCCGGCAUAAUUAGCACUAGUAAAUUUACAUCUGUUAUUGAAAAACCAACGAGCUCUAUCAAGAAAACAGAUUUUGCUACCAGCAAGAAGGCGGACGUAAUAAGGAAAGGAACCGCAGACAAUUUAGAAUCACAGUCGAAAAAACUCUUGGAACCAUUGCUGAAAGAAGUGAAUAAAAUUGAACCGUCAGCAGCAUGCUCACCAUCCUCGUCUUCUUCAUCGUCUUCGUCGUCAUCGACAUCGUCAUCGCGUUCGUUGCCUGACAUGAGUAAGCUUGAUAUUAGCGGUGGUUCUUCUACUUCCUCAACGUACUCAAUUUCCAAUAAAGAGUCUAAACCGGUCAAGGCGACAUCACCCGAUAUUUACGAGUUCAAAGAUCCAGAGCCAUUUGAAUUUGAAAUCCGAAAAUUGUCAACCACAAGCACAAAUGCUUCCCCACUAAAUUCGAGUAAUGUAGCCACUAGUCCUCGAAAGCAAGCUCAGAAAAUAGGAGUGCAACAAUUAGUUGUUAAUGAAAAAACACAACCAGCACAGAGUCCAAUUGCUGCCUUGGUGAAUCGCAAAAAAAAGGGGUCGCCAAUGAAGGAAGCUGCAUUGGACAAAGCCAAACUUCUGAAAUCUGAUGAAAAAACUACAGUCAUUUUAGAAGGGAAAAUGGUUCAAGCUGGCUCUACAAUGUCAUCCGCAAUGAAAAGCAGUUUAGGUAGCCAAACAAAAUUGCUGUCACUAAAUCCAAUAUCUUUAGACCAAAACAAGUCAGGAUCACAGAAAACCGCCGACAUUUCCAUAAAUACGCCAUUUGAUGCGUUGCGAAAAUUGCCCAAUUUUAAUGUAAACAUGAAUGCGUUAAACGAAGAACUGGCACAAACAGUUCAGGAAACAACGAGGGCAUUAACCGAUGCUUUCCCAGCGCCAAGCGUGCCUUCUUUGCACGAAGUCACUGCUGGUCCAUCAAGACUUGAACCGUCUAAAGAAACAGAAAUAGGGAACAUGGUUACCCCUCCUCGCAAGCAUACACAAACAAAUGCUUCUACACUGGUUAGCCCUGUUCCGGCUGUAGCCAAGAAAACGGUAAUUGGUAGCCCAUUUGUAGAGACUCGUAAAGACCUAAGCAACGUUUUUGAGUUGAGUACAGGGGAAGGGUCAACCACAAUUGGUGAAUUGAAAGAUAAUAAAUUAGAAUUCGAAAACGCAAAGAAAAUGCUUUCAGCAACUGCGGGUGCCUUUGAUUUGGACCCUUCAAAAUACGAGAACAAACCAACAUCUAUAGCAGAUAAACUUUUGAAAGCCAUCAGUCAAAAAAAAGAGGAAGAUAAACAUAGAGUGGAACCAAAAAGUGAAAAAGUUGAGGAGAGCGGGACCACGACAGAUGCAAUGAAUACUAUUGUGAAAAAUACUUCGAGUGUUUUACCUCAAAUUACCAACGUUUCUGUCGAACCCUUGAAUAUUGAUAGCGAUUUGCCUGGAUCCUCAAUCAGUUAUUUAAAUAGCAGUAAAAGCUUGGCUUUAGAAGCUGUACCCCUGAUACCUGUAUCAAUAAAAAAGUCGGUAGCUUAUACUAAUUCUGAACCUAAGUUGGGAAUAUUAGAGUCGAUUGCAGUUAAAAAUAACGACCUAACGGAGACAAUACAAAAACUCGAGUGCGCUAUUCAGCGGAAAACGCCAGUUACUGGGCUUUCAGUUACAACUACACCGACGUCAAGCUUGGCCCCUAAUACAUUUUCCGAGGACUCAAUGGAUAGCACAGAUUCCGAACGUCGGCUUGUUAUUGAGGACGUAGCAGAUGACCUAUGUGAUAUGCUUAAAAGUCCCACUGGCUCACGUCAUAUUGGAGGAGAAUUAAAGAUAUUGCAGACAAGUGCGAUGCCACAAAAAAUAGAUAUCAGCACAACUAAAUUAAUGUCAAACAACCUUGCUCCACACGCAGGCGUCCAAGCCCCUAUACCUUUGAAAGUGGUACAACCUAGUCGAUCGCAAUCUGAGUUAUUUCCAUCCACUACACAGACUACUUACGUGUCUGCAUCAAAUAAAAUAGUAGAAAUACCGCCAUCAUCGUCAACACAAGUAGCUACAAUCGGAAAAACUGAACAGGAAACUACACAACUAAUAUAUAUGGAGGCGCAAGAAGAGCACAAAGUAAGGAGCGAGAUUACUUCAUCUUCGAUUGGAGAAAAUAAAGGACCUUAUUAUAAAGAAAGUAUUUGUCCAAGAGAUAAUUUCAGCGGAAAAUUAACUGAAACGGGCAACGACGCAUCUCCAACGAUGAAUGCUGCUACAAUUUUAUUCACAAGCAUAAAAACAUCAAAACAACAGAUUCAGAGAACAGCUGAUGUUGUGCCAAUUAUUGUACCGGACAUUCCAGUAUCUGUUGUGGUGGCUUCCGGCGCAGUUCCAUCAGUUAAGGCUGCGGCUCAAGCUGCGGCUGCAGCAGCAGCACAGAAUUCAUCCGAAGCAUUCAAAUCGGCAUUAAAAGCCGACACCAAAGGAAGUUCUGCCACAUCUAGAACGUCUUUGUCGUCAGUUAUGUGCAGCACUUUUGUUGAGCCAUUGGUAUCCGAUGAAAACGCAGAGUCCAAAGCAGCUCAGGAUACGGGUGUCAAUUUUAAUAUAACCGCUAAUUUAGCAGCUUUAAAUCCACCUGCAACGGUUGCAUUUACUCAAUUGUCUGCCAUAUCAGCGAAUUCUGGAUUUUAUUUGGACCCUCGCACAGAACUGCGUCCCGAAGAUGGCGUAAAACCCAUUGUAGAUACUCAGCGUACAAAUCCCGAACUGGAAUGUCUAAAUGAAAAGGAAGUUGUGGGAGGUUUAUGCGCGGAAGAGUUAGCGUCAAAUUUAUGUAUUGAUGCAAAUAACGAUUCCAUAAAUUUGCUUUGCGAAGAGACAAUUCCAGGCAGUCCAGCACCUGCUUUUGGCGGAAAAGAAGAACACUCAACAACACAGCAAAUCACGGAAAGUACUCUGGUGUUGGAAACUGACAAUAAAGAUUUACAUAAUAAUACUAAUCCGCUUGAGAUUACGAGAACAAAUGUUUUGAUUGCAAACAUCAGUAGUUCUCCAAAUGAUUCGGCGAGUCAAGAUGAGAAUUUGGAUUUAGAAAAUGAAAUAUCGCCUAGGAAACGUCGACGAACUAGGAAACAGUCGGAAAUGGCAAUCAUCACAGAAGGACCGACGAAACGACGAAAACAGAUGGGAUGUUCGAAAAAGAACCCAGCUGGUUCUGAUAGCGAUGAAAAUUCGGAUGGUACAUCGCAGCGCAGCACUGUUCCAUCUCGACACCAAUUCCAACACCAACACCAACAGCUCCAGCUUCAACACCGACUUACAUCAGUUGGAACUCGACCUUGUCCGUAUAAUUUCUUAGUCCAAUUAGAUCCCAACAUGGGCUCUGACCAGUGCAUUGGAAUUUUAUUGAAGCAGAUUCAAGAAUUACGCAAGACAUACAACGCUAUCAAAGGUGACCUAGCAAAUAUUGAUCGAAGGCGCAAAAAAUUACGUCGCCGAGAAAGAGAGAAAAAGCAACAAGUGCAGAGCCAGCAGCAAAUUAAAAGUACAUAAUUAUAUAUGACAUCCUAUAUAUGUAUGUAUGUCUAUUAAUCAAUUUAAUAAUCCAUGUUGAAAAUAAAGAUUUUCAUUAUUAAGAUAAUACAAACUAA
Messenger RNA from Rhagoletis zephyria (snowberry fruit fly), 7170 nucleotides. RefSeq names its product AT-rich interaction domain hat-trick (gene htk). Gene Ontology annotation, biological process: regulation of transcription by RNA polymerase II. Gene Ontology annotation, molecular function: transcription cis-regulatory region binding. The record is from RefSeq and is a predicted model, not a curated record. Lineage: Eukaryota; Metazoa; Arthropoda; Insecta; Diptera; Tephritidae. Gene Ontology annotation, cellular component: nucleus.